AUGAAGAGAUCUUUCCUUCUCUUGUAUGUACUCCUGGUACAAGCAUUCUAUGGUGCUUGGUGUAAUGUUGGAGAAAACGCCCUGCAUUGUGAAUAUUCCAAUUUAGGAUCUCUUCACCGGCCUCACAGCGUAUCCAUUACAGAGUUUGGAGCGGUUGGAGAUGGAGUAACACUAAACACAAAAGCUUUUCAAAACGCUCUGUUCUACCUAAAUUCUUUCUCUGAUAAAGGCGGUGCCAAGCUUUUUGUUCCCGCCGGUCAGUGGCUAACCGGGAGUUUCGACCUCAUCAGUCACUUAACCUUAUGGUUAGAUAAAGGUGCAACCAUUCUCGGAUCAACGAGCUCGGAGGAUUGGCCUGUUGUUGAUCCAUUACCAUCAUAUGGACGAGGAAGAGAACUUCCCGGUAAAAGGCAUAGGAGUCUUAUAUAUGGUCAGAAUCUCACAGAUGUAGUCAUCACAGGCGAGAACGGGACGAUUGAUGGUCAAGGAAGUGUAUGGUGGGAUUGGUUUAGGAAGGAAGAGCUAAACUACACAAGACCACAUCUUGUUGAGCUCAUGAACUCCACUGGUCUAAUCAUCUCCAACCUCACUUUCUUGAAUUCACCCUUUUGGACCAUCCAUCCUGUUUAUUGCAGAGAUGUUCUUGUAAAGAAUCUCACAAUCUUGGCUCCUCUUGAUUCUCCAAAUACAGACGGAGUUGAUCCUGACUCAUCAACAAAUGUUUGCAUAGAGGAUUGUUACAUAGUGACCGGAGACGAUUUGGUAUCGAUAAAAAGCGGGUGGGACGAGUACGGAAUAUCAUACGCAAGACCGAGCUCCAAGAUCAAGAUCAAUCGGUUGUCAGGUCAAACUACUUCAAGCUCAGGAAUCGCCAUUGGAAGCGAAAUGUCAGGAGGUGUGUCCGAGAUCUAUAUCAGAGACUUCUACUUGUUCAAUUCGAAUACCGGAAUCAGGAUCAAGACUUCACCGGGAAGAGGAGGGUAUGUUAGAAACGUUCACGUAUCGAACGUGAAGCUUGAGAAUGUGAAGAAAGCGAUCAGAUUCACGGGUAAGUACGGUGAACAUCCAGAUGAGAAAUACGAUCCUAAAGCACUUCCGGCGAUCGAGAAGAUCACUUUUGAGAAUGUUUAUGGAGAGGAUAUAGGUGUUGCGGGUCUUCUUGAAGGUAUAGAAGGAGAUGAGUUUAAGGACAUUUGUUUCCUUAAUGUUACUCUUAGAGUGAAGAAGAAGUCUCCAUGGAAAUGCUCAAAUGUUAGAGGCUAUUCGCAGUGGGUUUCGCCGGAGAUUACUUGUGAUUCUUUUAAAGAGAGCAUCUUCCCGGAGCAUGGCUCUGAUUGUUUUGGGCUAUCGGAGAAUAAUAAUAUGGAGAUAUCAAGUGGUGGUAUGAGUAAAUCACCAUGGUUGCUUUCCUGGUAA
Microthlaspi erraticum is the source of this 1416-nucleotide messenger RNA. The record is from the annotation of a GenBank genome assembly. NCBI's taxonomy places the organism in Eukaryota, Viridiplantae, Streptophyta, Magnoliopsida, Brassicales, Brassicaceae.